Gadus chalcogrammus (walleye pollock) is the source of this 6992-nucleotide messenger RNA. RefSeq names its product Fras1 related extracellular matrix 1b (gene frem1b). The record is from RefSeq and is a predicted model, not a curated record. Gene Ontology annotation, biological process: cell communication. Gene Ontology annotation, cellular component: membrane. Lineage: Eukaryota; Metazoa; Chordata; Actinopteri; Gadiformes; Gadidae.
CCGUGUGUGAGACCGUGUGUGAGACAGUGUGUGAGACAGUGUGUGAGACCGUGUGUGAGACAGUGUGUGUCGGUGAGACAGUGUGUGAGACCGUGUGUGAGACAGUGUGUGUCGGUGAGACAGUGUGUGAGACCGUGUGUGAGACCGAGUGUGAGACAGUGUGUGUCGGUGAGACAGUGUGUGAGACCGUGUGUGAGACCGUGUGUGAGACAGUGUUAGACAGUGUUAGACAGUGUGUGUCGGUGAGACAGUGUGUGUCGGUGAGACCGUGUGUGAGACCGUGUGUGAGACCGUGUGUGAGACAGUGUUAGACAGUGUGUGUAAUUCUUUUGAGCAUGCUCAGAUGGUGAAGACACAACUAGAAGAACAUCUUUAAAAGUGCCGAGAUGAAGGGCGGGCUGCUGUUCUGCUGGGUGCUGCUGCUGGGGUCCGGGGGUCACGCCCUGGGGUCCGGCUGCUUCCUGGACGUGGUGAGGGGACGCUGGGCCUUCCUCUCCCCCUCAGCCCUCAACACCAGGGCGGAGGAGGCAGAGGACUGCAAGGUGGAGGUGGUGACCAACGAACCGAUAACACAGAGAGUUGGAAGACUCUCUCCACAGGUGUUUGAUUGCAGCUUCCAGGAGGAGGAGGUGAAGUACGUCCACAACGGGAGUCCUCUGCUGGACCAGGACUCUGUGAAGCUCAGAGUCUACAGGUUCUCGGCCUCGUCCACGGUGCUGCGGACCCUGGUCCUGACCGUCAGGGUCCUGGAGGGGGGGUCCGGUCUGGUCCAGCUAGGCUCCGCCCCCCUGGUGGUCCUGGGGUUCUACGGAUGGUCCGAGCCAAUCAACAGCUCCGUCCUGUCCAUCAACCCCCCCGGGGGCGUGGCCUGUUCUGUGCGCCUGAUUACAUCACAGAGCGAGCUGCCGUCCGCGGGCCGGCUGGUCCUGGGGGAGGAGUCCUGGAAGGGGGAGGAGUCCUGGCAGGAGAAGGGACCCCCAGGCCGGGAGGGGUCCGAGUGCCCGGGGAACAGGCCCUGCCUCCACCCCCCCCCCGGGCCCCGGGCCCUGAAGAUGGGCUGCCUGGAGUUCCUGGAGGCGGGGCUCCGGUACCAGCACCUCCGCCCCCCCUCCCCCCAGAUCGACUACGUUCCCCUGAGGGUGGAGCUCCGGGACCACAGCUCCAGGACCCUGAUGGAGGCGGAGGCGGUCUGGGUCCCGGUCCUGGUCCAGGGAGCUCUGCAGAACCAGCCCCCCCAGGCUUCCUUCAUGGCCUCCUUCCUCCUGGAGGUGGACCAGUUCAUCCUGACCCCUCUGACCACGGCCGCGCUGGACGCCGCGGACCCCGACGGCCCCCAGAGCGGGCUGCUCUUCAACGUGACCGUCCCCCCCGCCCAGGGGUACCUGGCCCACCUGGACGACCCGACCCGGGCCGUGAGCUCCUUCAGCUGGGACGACCUGCACCACAUGAACAUCGCCUUCCAACCGCCCAGCAGCGGCCACGCCUGUCGACAGAACCUCCAGGUGGAGUUCCAGGCCCUGGACUCGUCGUUCUCGACCAGCCCCCCCAUCCUGCUCCACAUCUCCAUCCGGACCAGCGAGACCAACGCCCCCCGAGUCUCCUGGAACAUGGGUCUGGACCUGCUGGAGGGCCAGUCUCGACCAAUCACGUGGGAGGACCUGCAGAUCGUGGACAACGACAACAUCGAGGCGGUCCGGCUGGUGGCCGUGGACGGGCCGCGGCACGGCAGGCUCACCCUCAGAGGUGUGCGGGCGCUGUGGUUCUCGGUGUCUGACCUGCGGGCCGGUCGGGUGGUGUACCACCACUCGGACAGCGACUCCACCCGCGACCACAUCGUGUUCCGCAUCACCGACGGCAACCACAGCCUCCGCCACCGCUUCCCCGUCCACAUCCUGCCCAAGGACGACGCCCCCCCCUUCCUUGUCAACAACGUUGCCGUGGAGACGAGGGAGGGCGGGGCCGUUCGCCUGGAGGACUACAUGCUAUUGGCUGCCGACCUGGACUCCAGCGAUGACCACAUCCUGUUCCGGAUAGUCUCCGCCCCCCGGGCAGGCCGACUGGAGAGGCGGGGCUCCGCCCCCGGUCCAGGGGUCCCGAUAGACAGGUUCCUCCAGAGGGACCUGUCCCAGGGCCAGGUCUACUACGUCCACUCGGGCCAGGAGGUCUUUGAGGACUCCUUCGACUUCACGCUGUCUGACUCCCAGACCCCCCCCAACACCUCCCCCCCCCAGACGGUGGUGGUGCAGGUGUUCCCGGUGAAGGACCAGGUCCCGGAGGAGGGGGUCGGCGCGGUGCGGGCCCUGAGGGUCCGGGAGACGGAGGUGGUCCUCCUGACCCGCGCCCAGCUCAGCUUCAGGGACCCGGAGCAACCCCACGCAGACCUCAGCUACCGCCUCAGCGAGGGCCCCAGCAGCCCCGCCCGGCCCGGGCUGAUGGACGCCGGUCGUCUCUUCUUGACGGACAGCAACAGCUCCAUGAAGAAGGACCCCAUGGUGCCAGUGCUGAAGGCCUUCACCCAGCAUGGCGUGGACCACCUGAAGGUGGGCUUCAUGCCCCCUGUGGAGGACAUCGGCCCGGACCCCCUGCUGGUCACCUUCACCUUCUCCGUCACCGACCUGCAGGGCGGCUCCGUCAGCGGCCUCAGUUUCAACAUCACCGUCCUCCCGGUGGACGACCGGCCCCCCGAGGUGUACACCAACCUGCUGCAGGUGGAGGAGGGCGGGGGGGUGUUUAUGACGGAGGAGCACCUCCGGCUGCGUGACGUGGACAGCCGGGAGGAGCAGCUGCGGGUGGAGGUGGAGGAGGAGCCCCUCCAUGGUCGGCUGGAGCUCCAGGGCCGAGCGCUGCAGCAGGACCAGAGCUUCACCCUGGAGGACCUCCGGGGCCUGAGGCUACGGUACGUCCAUGACGACUCCGAGACCAGCGAGGACUCCACGGUCCUGAGGGUGACGGACGGACACAACAACGCCAGCGUCCGUCUGUCCAUCCAGGUGGUCCCGGUGAACGACGAGCCCCCCCAGCUGAGCCCGGGUCUGCGGGGGGAGCUGCGGUGCCAGGAGGGGGGGCGGGUCCAGGUGAGCCUGGACUACCUGAGGGCCACGGACCCGGACAGCGAGGACUCCAGGCUGAGCUACAUGCUGACCCGCCGCCCGGCGCGCGGACAGCUGCAGAACCGGGGCCUGGAGGUGGAGCGCUUCACCCAGCAGGACCUGCUGCUGGGACACAUCUACUACGUCCACACCGGCGGAGAGGUGGGGGCGGACCCCGUGUCCGACACCGUCACCCUCAUCGUGUCGGACGGGGAGGCGGGGGGGGCGGAUGGCUGUUGUCACGGAGACGCCCCCCCGCCCCCCGCCCCCCUCCACGGGUCACUUCCUGUGUACGACCUCAACGUCACCGUGCUUCCUGUCAACAACCAGGUCCCCGCCGUAACCAUGGGCGGCUUCAUGCUGGCGGUGGAGGAGGGGUCGUGGGUCUGUCUCUGUGGGGGGGCUCUUGGGGCGCUGGACGCAGACAGCCCCCCCGACCUGCUGACCUUUCACCUGGAGACCCCCCCCCUCCACGGCUUCCUGGAGAACACCCUGCCCCCGCCUGGACACCAGAAGAGCAACGCAGGGCUCAGCAUCGACUCCUUCAGCCUCGCCCACCUCACCCUGGGCUACAUCAACUACGUCCAAUCAGAGCACAAGGGGGUGGAGCCUACUGCGGACCAGCUGUCACUCAGCGUGAGUGACGGGCUCCAUCGCUCCUCCCCCUCGACCCUCCUCAUCACCAUCAACCCGACCAAUGACGAGGCUCCGACCCUCCUCCUCACCAACUUCACUGUGGGGGAGGGGGGUCUGGUGGAGCUGGGGCGCUCCGUCCUGGACGGCCGGGACCUGGACGCCCCCACGGGGGUCCUGACCUUCACCCUGCUGACCCCCCCGCUGCACGGCCUUCUACUGAGGGGGAGCCACGGCCGCGACCCCGCCCACUACCGGGCCCUGGCCCCCCACCUCCUACUGGACCUCUCCGUCACCUCCUUCACCCUCAGCCAGCUGCACCAAGGCCCCGCCCUCCUGUAUCUCCACGACGACUCGGAGGGCGCUGACGACCGUCUGGAGCUGCAGCUGAGCGACGGACGGCGCCGCGUCCGGGGGUCCACCGCCAUCAGGGUGCUGCCCGCCAACGACCAGCCCCCCCGCCUCCGCACGAACGGCGGUCUCCAGGUGGGCUCCGGGCUCCAGGCGGGCUCCGAGCUCCAGGCGGGCUCCAGGCUCCAGGCGGGCUCCAGGCUCCAGGCGGGCUCCGGGUGGAGGCUGAUCUGCAGCAAGGUCCUGGAGGCGGAGGACCUGGACACGCCCCCUGACCAGCUGCUCUACGUCCUGGAGGCGGGGCCACGGCUCGGCUCGCUGCAGCUCAGGAGCGGCCCUGAUUGGUUGGUUCUCUCCGCCGGUCAGAACUUCACCCAGGAGGACGUGGACCUUAACCGCCUGGCCUACGCCCCCCCUGGGGUCAGGGGUCAGGACAGCUUCAGCUUCCACCUCAGCGACGGGCAGAACGACUCUCCAUCCCAGAGCUUCAGCAUCUCAAUGCCCGGCUCCACGCCAGGGCCCCUGGUGCUGCUGAGCGGAGCGGUGGCCCUCAAGGCGGGGGCCCGGGCGGUCCUGACGACCGACACCCUGCUGGCCCGGGACGGGGGGGGGCGGGCGGAGGCGCUGCUGUUCAGCGUGACGGAGGCGCCGCUCCACGGGGUGCUGCACCUGGCCCAGCACCCCGGGGUGCCGCUGCUCGCCUUCACCCAGCUGGACGUCUCCGCCCACCGCGUCUGCUACACCCACGAUAACCGCCGGGGCCCCCCCGACGACGGCUUCAGCUUCCUGGUUACCAACGGCGACCAGACCGUCAGCGGGCGUGUGUCGCUGCUGAUUCGUCAUGGCGACCGCGUGGCGCCCACCCUGACCCGCAACGCCCCCCUGCGGCUGGGGGCGGGGUCAUUGGGGGUCAUCCCCCCCGCGCUGCUGGCCCUCAGCGACCCGGACACGCCCCCCGCCCGCCUCCGCUACGCCGUGACACGCCCCCCGCGCCACGGCGACCUGCUGCUGCUGGGCCACGCCCCCUCAGAGGGCCACGCCCCCCCGUUGCUCAGCUUCACCCAGGACGACAUCGACCGCCAGGCGCUGGCCUAUCAGCACUGGGCAGGAAGUCCCGCCCUCACGGACGCGUUCCACUUCCUGCCGAGCGAUGGAACAAACGAGGGCUUCCUGGAGGCGGGACGGCUGAGGGCGGAGCCAGCGGAGUUCACAAUAGAGGUGCAGCGGUUGGACCUGCGCCCCCCCACCCUGGCCCGGGCCGGCCGGCCCAGCAGGGUGGUGGACCUGGGGUCCGGGCGGCGGGGGCUGGCCAUCACCCCCCGGGACCUCCAGGCCACUGACCCCGACUCCCCCCACCCCCUGCUGGAGUACAUCGUCACCGGCCCCCCCCAGCACGGAGCCCUGGAGAACACCCUCACAGGCGGAUCCAUCGUGGGCCGGUUCACCCAGCAGGACGUGGACCGGCGGGCCGUGGUCUACCUGCUGCCCCGGGACCUGGAGGUCACCGCAGACCGGUUCAGCUUCAGGCUCAGAGACCCCGCAGGCAACACCGGACCCCCCCAGAGUCUGCAGCUCUCCUGGUCGCGGGUGCAGCUAGCGGUUAGCUGCUACCGGGUGUGCGAGGCGUCGGGCCGGCUGGAGGUCCGGGUGGUCCGCUCCGGGGCCAGCCAGGACCCCGCCUACGUCGCCAUCCAGGUGGUAGAAGGAAGCGCCAAACUGGACAAAGACUUCAGUCACAGCAGCGCAAAGCUGAUCCAGUUUGACCCAGGGGUCAACGUGAAGACCUGGACCGUCUAUCUCCAUGACGACCAGCUGGAGGAGAACAACGAGAGCUUCAGCAUCACUCUGAGUAACCCUGACAACGCUGUUCUAGGUCCCCUCCACACCGCCACCGUGGAGAUCAUCGACCCCAGAGGAGGAUCAUGUGACCCCGAAGAUCUGAAGGUGGAGGACAAAAGCUCCACCCCUACUCCACCCGCCACUGCAGAGGAGGAGGAGGAGGAGCCUAUCACAGACAUAGAGGCGGAGCUUCUGUGGGACAGCCACGACCCUCCUGCCCGGGGCGAUGUGCCCCGCCCCCAGGACCACGACUAUGUGGAAGAGGCGGAGCCCCAGGACCAGCCGCCGCAGUACCACCUCAGACCAGCAGGGGGCGCCAUACCGCCGCAGUACCCCCUCAGACCAGCGGGGGGCGCCAUACCACCGCAGUACCCCCUCAGACCAGCGGGGGGCGCCAUACCACUGCAGUACCCCCUCAGACCAGCGGGGGGCGCCGGAGCUGCGCCACACUGGCAGGACGCCGCUCACACUGGGACCAGGGACCGAGUCUGGACCGUCCACAGUCUGGGGUCCUCCUGGGUCCAUGAGGGUCCGGCUCAGACCAGGACCCCCCAAGACCCGCAAGACCCCCAAGACCACCUACAGGAGCCCCCACACACACACCAGACCAAGCCCCCCCAGGGUCCCGGGGGGUCGGAGGUCAGGUGUGGGCGGGGCUGGACGCUCCACAGUGGGAGGUGCUACCGGCUGGGAGGGGGCGUGGCUACCUGGAGCAGCGCCCAGAGGACCUGCUCCCUGCUGUUCCAGGGCGGUCUGACGGCCGUCCACUCGGGGAAGGAGCUGGCCUGGCUCUGGAGGUUCGCUGGACGCAAGCCCUUCUGGAUCGGUCUGACUGGGGGGCCAGGGAAGUGGGCGUGGCAGGAUGGGCGGAGCCUGCAGUUCUCCAGGUUGCGGCCCCAGCGGGGGGCGGCAGGCCCGGGGGGGGUCUCAGGGGGGGGCCAGGGGGGGUCCCGUUGUGUUCUGGUCCAGAACGUGCGGACCUGGACCCCCGCCAGCUGCACCGAGGAACCACAACACGCAUUCAUCUGCUCAGCCUCUGCACCCCGCCCUGAGCCAUCCUCAGGAACACAUGAACCAUGA